UUAAUGUGGGUCUGUAGGCAAUUACAAGCAGGUCUGUAAGGAAUAGGUUAAGACAAAAGAUCUAGUGGCUUCUGAUUAGUAAGUCAAAAUAAUGAGGUUGCAGAGUAGUCAUGAAUAGUUAAUUAUUACAAGCUUGGAUAAAAUUACUGCAAAGUUUACAACUGUAAUAAACAGUUUUCUACCACAAAUAUUUCAACAUACUUUUAUUCUCAUGGUUACCAAUCAACAAUCUUUGGAACUACUAGAAAAAACUUUCAGUGUUACCAAGUUCUUUGCUAUUCUUAGCAUGUGGAGAGGCAACAACUCAACCUUCUGAGUUACAGAGUAAGCAUUAUUUAUAUUUUGAGGUAAAGUCAUUUUUUAAAAAAUCUGACAAGAUGUAACAGGUGAUUCAGAGCUUUGGGUUCUCAGCCUGGAUCAAUUGGCUCUCACCGUUGAUUAAUAAAGUGAGGUUUUGUAACCUCUGACUCCGGUUAUUUUCUAGCCACUGUUAAGUUAAAGAAAAGGGGAGCUCAUAAUGUUCUGUUUCCACAAGAACCCUGCAAGAGAGGAAUUGUCUUCAUAUUAGAUGGGAAAACUAGGCGAGCAAGGCUUCAACCCACGUGAGCGGCCGCAGAGCAGCUGCCUUUAACACUUCUCUCUCUCUCGGGAUUAUAACACUCCCUUCUGUGACGCGAAGAUUCAGCUCCGGAAAGAAAUCCCCGCACGCGGCCUGCAGCUGGGCUGGGGAGAGAGGCGCGGGCCGGACCGGAAGCCGGGCGACAGCGUGCAGGAGCCCCGCCCUCUUGGGCAGGAUCCCAACUGGGAGGCGGGGCCGAGGGCGGGGCCUGCGCCCGCGGGAAUCCCAAACCCGCCCCUUUCCCCACCCCUCUGCUUCUCGCCAUGGCCCCUGCACUUCUCCUGGUCCCUGCGGCCCUCGCCUCUUUCAUCCUGGCCUUUGGCACCGGAGUGGAGUUCGUGCGCUUUACCUCCCUUCGGCCACUUCUUGGAGGGAUCCCGGAGUCCGGUGGUCCGGAUGCCCGUCAGGGAUGGCUGGCUGCCCUGCAGGACCGCAGCAUCCUUGCCCCCCUGGCUUGGGAUCUGGGGCUCCUGCUACUAUUUGUUGGGCAGCACAGCCUCAUGGCAACCGAGACAGUGAAGGCAUGGACAUCCUGGUACUUUGGGGUCCUUCAGAGGUCACUGUAUGUGGCAUGCACUGCCCUGGCGUUGCAGCUGGUGAUGCGGUACUGGGAGCCUGUACCCAGAGGCCCUGUGUUGUGGGAGGCUCGAGCUGAACCAUGGGCUACCUGGGUGCCACUCCUCUGCUUUGUGCUCCACGUCAUUUCCUGGCUCCUCAUCUUCAGCAUCCUUCUCGUCUUUGACUACGCUGAGCUCAUGGGCCUCAAACAGGUGUACUACCAUGUGCUGGGGCUAGGUGAACCUCUGGCCCUGAAGUCUCCCCGGGCUCUGCGUCUCUUCUCCCACCUGCGCCACCCAGUGUGUGUGGAGCUGCUGACGGUGCUGUGGGUGGUGCCCACCCUGGGCACUGACCGUCUCCUCCUUGCUCUCCUCCUUACUGUCUACCUGGGCCUGGCUCAUGGGCUUGACCAGCAAGACCUCCGCUACCUCCGGGCCCAGCUACAAAGAAAACUGCACCUGCUCUCCCGGCCCCAGGAUGGGGAGGCAGAAUGAGGAGCUAACUCUUGUUCCAAGCCCUGUACUUCCUCACCCCCUCCAAUUCUAAAUCCCUUAAUAUCCAGGCCCUGGUUGCCUCGGACCAUAGGUCCAAAUCCAUGGUCUGAAGGGGGUGUCCUUUUCACUGCUUGAGACCUCAUUCCUUGGGGCCACCACCAUACCCUAAAUUAUGAGUUUCAGCGACUAGACUCCAAGGUCCACUUCUCACCAGGAGGAAGAGGGGGUGUGGAACUCAUCUGUCCCCUCACACUUUAAGGCAUGACUCCCCUUCAUCCAUCCCUCCUCCCCUCCUCCACUCAUCCACAAGAACCUCCUCACAAGGAAAAGGGUCUGCCCUGACCACUCCGCUCACUCGCCUCUGAGCCUCAGGGAUCCCCUUCUCCACGUCUCGCUUCCGCUCCAAGGAGCUGGACCAGGGUCUGCAAAUUUGACAGUAGUGGCCACCCCCUCCUGACCCCACGCCUUGCCUCUCCACUUCCUGCCCUAGUCUCUCCACCACCUCAGGCCUCGCCCCUGGGCUCCAUUCCCCGAACUCAGUUGAGAGGAUUCUCUCCUUCAUAACUAGGUAGCUUAGGGUUCCCUGCCCUCCUGAGGAACACGCACUGCAGGAAAAUAAAAUUCAGCCUGUUUUUUCUACAUA
Messenger RNA from Galeopterus variegatus (Sunda flying lemur), 2314 nucleotides. It is a transcript of the gene NRM, whose product is annotated as nurim (nuclear envelope membrane protein). The transcript is spliced from 4 exons. The record is from RefSeq and is a predicted model, not a curated record. Gene Ontology annotation, cellular component: nuclear membrane. Lineage: Eukaryota; Metazoa; Chordata; Mammalia; Dermoptera; Cynocephalidae. Bases 883 to 1671 code for a protein of 262 amino acids.